Messenger RNA from Epinephelus moara (kelp grouper), 2532 nucleotides. Its product is annotated as cell adhesion molecule DSCAML1-like. The record is from RefSeq and is a predicted model, not a curated record. Lineage: Eukaryota; Metazoa; Chordata; Actinopteri; Perciformes; Serranidae. Gene Ontology annotation, molecular function: protein binding. The transcript has 14 exons. Bases 97 to 1815 code for a protein of 572 amino acids.
GAAGGAUUUCAAAGCUGAAACCACACUGUGGUUUGGUUCAGUGUCACUUAGCAGGUGGACUAAAUCCUUCCAUUGAUUCUGAGACAAGAGAGUAAAAUGUUUUUUACAAACAGAAGACGCCUCUCUCCAUAUUGCAGUCUCCUUUUUUGUCUGCUCCUGGAUUGCGUGUCUGCAGACAGUAUCAUAGCCACAGUGGGAGAAGAUGUUACUCUGAUAUGCAACUAUGACGCCAAGCAACACGGCAAGCUCUCUGUGUGCUGGGGUCGAGGAGCCAUCCCCAGCAGGGGCUGUGCCAAUGAGGUGAUCAAGUCAGAUGGGACGGCGAUGAUCAGCAGACUGUCAGAGCGUUACCUGUUCAUGGGUAAUGUUGCUGAGGGUGAUGUGUCGCUGACCAUCAGGCAGGUUGACGAGACUGACUCUGGGAUGUAUGGCUGCCGUGUGGAAAUACCGGGCUGGUUCAAUGAUCUCAAACACCAGAUAACUCUGACUGUAGUGGCAGUACGGCCUAAUCCCCUGAAGGUGGAGAUGAGAGAGGUGAAGGAAAGAACUGUCACUGUUCGCUGGACUCCUGUGUUUGAUGGCGGCAGGCCCAUCACAGCCUACAGGAUUGAUCUCAAGAACAAACAAGCAUCCUGGGACACUGCAGUGACAACUGAAGUCUUCAAUCCUGAACUGACUCAGCUCACUUUGAUGGAUUUGCGUCCGGCCAAGACCUACAACCUUCGCAUGUUCGCUAUCAACAGUGUGGGCAUGAGUGAAGCCAGCAAUGUUUUGACAGUCACAACGAAAGAAGCAGCACCUGAGGGUCCUCCUCUGGAUAUGCAGCUGGAGGCCCUCAGUCCUCACAGUAUCAAAGUCGAUUGGAAGCCUCCGAGGCUCGAUCAGAGAAACGGGGUUCUUCGGAGUUACAGCAUUAGCUACAGAGAGUAUGACCCUGCAGGCAAACAGUUCAAAAAGUGGCAGCACAUGAGUGUGCCGGCCAUGCGGGAGCAAGAGAGCGUCAUCCUGAGCAACCUGAAGCCUUCCUCCAAAUACGGCAUUAUUAUACAGGCCAGAACAAAUGCAGGAAUAGGACCUGCUUCGACUGCGCCUUUCUGCUCCACUCUGGACGAGGUUCAAAAAACGUCAACAGCGUCAACUGUUAAGUCGUCUUCCACUGCUGCCACAAUUUGGAUACAAGACACGACAAGUUUCACUCCAGUUCAUGCAACUUCAACAAUUGAGACCGUCACUGCUGCAACAGUUUGGGGAGAAAGCACCAGAAGUAUCACAUCAGUGCCCCCGGAUCCCCCGGUGAUUGAGUUAGAGGAGGUCAAAGACAAUACAAUUUCCCUGUUAUGGACCCCUGGGUUUGAUGGUGACAGCCCCAUCACUGGCUAUUACCUGGAGUAUAAAGCAGUGAAUGCCUCGUGGGAUUACGUAAAGACAGUUGUUGACUUCUGCCCCAACGAGACGGACGCUACAAUAAUAGAGAUAAAUCCCUCAACAUACAACAUCCGCAUGUUUGCCAAGAACAGCGUGGGCACCAGUAAAGCCAGCAAUGUCCUCACUAUCACCACCGGAGAAGCAGGUCAUCACAGGGUUGACCCUCACACGACCAUAUCAACUGACACUCAUGCUGCUGCAAGCAUUAAGGAAAAUCAAAGUGCUCACCUAGCAGCCAUCGUGGUGCCAUUGGUUCUGGUGGCGCUGGCUGUUGCCGUAGUAACCACAUGGCAACUUCGACGAAUAAAACAGAAAAAGGGCAGCCUGAACAUGUGGCUGACCAAUGGAGCGCUGCGUUACAGGGGCGCUGAUUCACUACAAGAGCUGUAAAACUCUGAGUUACUCCACAUAUUAGCCUGCAGCGAGGUGGAAAUUCACAAAUAAGCAGUCAAUUUUAGCAAAAAUAAGAUUAUACUGUAUAUAAUUCUGUUUGUCAUGUCAUGGAGGGAGGGGAGGAGCUAAAUCUUCACCUGUGUGUUGAGUUGAUUCAAACUAAUCAAAGGGUAAUAAAGGUGACACUUUAUUUGGAUGGUCUGCCCACAGAUGGUUUAUAUGGUGCGUGUAACACUUCAGAAGUUUAUUAGUAUAUCUGAUAAUUCACUACAUAUUCUCAGAAUAAUUUAUCGAAUUUGAACUAUUCACUUAACUUAUGCUGCAGAGUUCUAGUGAAUAGUUCGAGUGCAGCUGAAUUAUUCUGACAAUAUGUAGUCAUGUUCAUCAACUGUCACAUAUACUCUAAAGAUAAUCUGUUAAACAUCAACAGAAUAAAGUGAAAUAGUUGAAAAGUUUAAUCUCGGCUAAUAAGAUGUUGAAAUGUUAAAAUACUCUAAACUAUCUGUGGGCGGACUAUCGCAAUAAAGUGUCACCAAAACGUAUACUUUAUUACUCAAUAAAGAAGCUCUAAAGGCCUGUACUUUCAACAAUUUCUUGAUUCUACUUUUUGUAUCAGUUUAUUUGUCAUUUUUGUUGUUGUUCUCUCUCUAACAACAUCUCUGUUGUUUACAAUUUUAUAACCAUAAACAAAAUUAAAUUACUCAUUACAUGGUA